Messenger RNA from Perkinsus marinus ATCC 50983, 378 nucleotides. RefSeq lists its product as hypothetical. The record is from RefSeq and is a predicted model, not a curated record. The transcript has 3 exons. NCBI's taxonomy places the organism in Eukaryota, Perkinsozoa, Perkinsida, Perkinsidae. Bases 1 to 378 code for a protein of 125 amino acids.
AUGUCGCUCGUCCUCUUCAGUCAAGUUGACAAGCUACUACAGAGCUUGCGCAGGUCGCAUGAGGAGGGCGCCUCCGUUCAGAAAUGGACCAACCUGGCCAAUGAAGUUCAUCAUCUCGUUGAUGAAUUGAAAACUCGCGAGCUAGCGACUGUGUUGAUGAUGUUCGCGGAGGCCAAUUUCGUCGAUACUACUCAGUGCACCGCGGCGAUUGUCAGAAGGCUUACGGAUCAGAUACGCACGGAUGUCACGUCGUGUUUGAUGGCUAUGAUGGCUCUACAGAAAACUGCGGGGAUGAGGAAGGAGACAGUAUUGGAGGAUCUCGCAGAGACGUUUAUUCGUUUGGUUUUUGACAAGGGUGUGGAGUCACCCAACGGGUGA